Penaeus chinensis is the source of this 10148-nucleotide messenger RNA. Its product is annotated as protein PRRC2C-like. NCBI's taxonomy places the organism in Eukaryota, Metazoa, Arthropoda, Malacostraca, Decapoda, Penaeidae. Gene Ontology annotation, biological process: cell differentiation. Bases 209 to 8575 code for a protein of 2788 amino acids. The transcript is spliced from 17 exons. The record is from RefSeq and is a predicted model, not a curated record.
CGAGAAGCUUGCUAGAGUUCGCCAUUUUGACAUUCGCUCAGAGGAGCGUAGUGUUAGUGAAAUUAUCGUAAAAUUCUGUCGCCAUCCGUCCCUUUACCUCUAUUAUUAGGAUAGGAUUAAUUUUUCAGUCAUCCGUCAUUGGAACGAGCCCAGCUUAGCGGUUCGUUCCACAGGUUCCUCAGCAUCUAAAUGAGCGCCUGUGAUCAGCAUGUCAGCAUCGUCCGGGUCACAAGCAAAGGGGGAGAAAUCAAAGAAGUUUCAAUCGCUGAACAUAAAUAAUAUAUUUAAGGGUAAGUCUAUUGAAACAAACCAGAAGACUGUAAUUCAGAAACAUGGCAUGCAAAGCCUGGGUAAAGUGGCGUCCGUACGGCGCAUGCCCCCCCCUGCAAACUUACCUAGCUUGAAAGCAGAGAACAGCGGCAACGACCCUAACGUGAAUUUGGUACCAGCCGGUGGACAAGGAUGGGGAAGCAAGGCGGAGGAGACAACCCCCGAUGGGGCCUCAACCCCACAGGAGGGAACACCAACUCCAACACCACCUCUCGAAAUCACUCCCAAGGCACCCGGGGCAGGGGCACCUAUGAGUGUGGAUGUGGGCAACCAAGUAUCAACCAACAACAAUAUAGGGAACAUCACAAACUCGACUCUAAAUUGUCAACCCCCAGUAGUUGGUGGCAGUCCGCUUUUGGAAAGUGGCAUUGGUGGAGGCAUAAAUACGCCAAACAACGUAGCCAACAGCAACAGUGGGAGUGUCAACAAAAGCAAAAACCAGAACAACCUCAGUACCAGCAUUAUACCCAUGACUUCCACGACCACAACAACAACCACAAAUACAAGCAACAAUGCCACAAUGAAGACCACAGCCACUCCCAACAUCCCAAGCAACAAUAUUGGCAGCAACAUGAACAAUGUCAACAACAACACACCCACCAACAAUACUACAAACAACGCUGCAAACAACAUCAACAGCCAAAGCAAACCAUGGAGCAGUGCAGCAAGCGCUGGGGCAGCAGCUGGUGGUUCCCCUGGGGCACCACUCCCACUGGAUGGUGGUCCCCUACCAUCCUCCUCAGUCCAACAGUCGCCGUUUUUUCAGCGGGAGUUCCCCAAACUUGGUGGUGGCAAUUCACUAGCAGAGUCAUCGCCUCAGUAUGGGCCGGGCCCCAGCUUACGGCCACAGACAGAGGGAAGUUGGAUUCAGGGUGGUGGACGUGGUGUUGCUCAAGCACCGCAGGAUGAGCGCCUGCCCAGUCCACAAAACCCAGGUACAUUUAAUGCAGGCGAUAUUCAUCCCCCGAAUCGUAAUCAGGGGAUGGGAUCAAGAGGGACCCCUCCAGGUGGUCCUUCAGGAGUUCCGGGGGGCCCUGUUGGUCCAAUCGGGCCAGCACCACCUCAUGGACCUACACCACAAUAUAGAGGAGUUGUUCCUCCUUAUCAAGUAAUGCGUAAUAGCUUCCCUGGAGCCUUUCCCCCCAACUACCCGGGUCACCCUCGCGCUCCCUACGUGCGUGACCAGAGGUAUAGAGGGAAUGGACCCUCCCCUUCAGGCAACAGUGAGGAAGAUAUAGUUGUGCCUCCUCCUAUUAUAAAGAAGGAGGCCCUGGAAGGGUUUGAGGAUGAUCCAUGUGUUACAGAAGGCUGGGCUACUAGUGCAGCGGAAGUUGAUUAUAACCAAAAAUUGAACUUCAGUGAAGAUGAAGGAACUGUUGAUGAAGAUACUCCUACCCUACGAAAUACAGAAAGGAAGCCAGAUCGAAGGGAUAGAUGGGAAAAAGACAGAAGCCGGGAAAUAGGCCGAGAGUCAGAGGAACGCCGUGAAGUGUCUAGAGAACCUGAGAGAGAAUCUUCCAUGAGAGAGAAAAAUCCCCAAGGUUCUAGAGAACGUGACAAUAGGCGUGACAUGGCUGAGGACCGUCGAGAUCGUGACCGCAGAUUCUCUCCUGGGGACCCUGAAAGGUGGCAACACCGAGGAGGUUUUGAUUAUCGUGGAGGAUCUGGUCGUGAUUAUGGUGGCCCUCAGAAUUCUGGGAACCGGGGCUGUCCCCCCCAACAUGUGCAGGCACACAACUCCCCUCAUACUGUACCUGCAAGCACAUCUGUGCAUCCCCCAUCACGCCCACCCUCUCUCACCCCUGUGCAUCCUCCUGCUCAUCAGUUAGCUCAUGCACCAUCUUUGUCACCAUCAUCACACCCCAGGGAAGAAGAGGAUUCAUGGCGCGAUAAACGGGUCCCUGGAGAUGAGGUACAGGUUGCCCUGGAGAGAGCAAGGCAGCGCCAUGAAGAGGAAGAGAAGCGCUAUGAAGAAAAGAAAAGGUUCGAGCAGAACAAGGUUAUCAAGAAGUCCAGAGAUCCAAGGGUUUUUGACGAAAGGGAGAGAGAAGAGCCUGAUGCUGUCAGGGAACGUUCACGUGGCAGUAGUGAGUCGAGGGAUGAUAAGCCUCCCAGCCGAGAUGGGCGGGACUAUCGGCAACACCCAGACCGCAGAGAAAACUAUAGGGACAGUUACAGGGAUCAUCCACGUGAGCAGUAUGACAGACCUUUUGACAGACGAGAUGGACAGCGGGAUUCACAGCCAGUGUUUUCCUCGCAGUUCAAAAGCAAGCUACCUCCAAGGUUCCAGAAACAACAGCAGCAACAAGAGAUGAUGCGUGCUGGAGGGGGUGGCCAACCCUUCCGUGGACAAAAUUCACAGGCAGCUCCAUUAUUUGAACCACGCUUUGGUUCUAGUGCGGGAGGAAGGUUUAUGAAUCGGGAUAAUGAAAGUAAGGAAAGAAGAAUGAGGACAGACAGUGAUACCUCUGGGGAAAUUACAGAUGAGAGGCCAGCAAGUGGACUGUCAGCAGAACGUCACAGGGAUGAUAGAGAGGAAAGGCUAGAUCGCCCAGACCAGAGAGACUAUAGAUAUGAUCGAUCUGAUAGAAAUGAUAGGUCAGAGCGCCUAGACAGGAUUGAGAGGUCUGAAAGAUCUGACCGCCCAGAUCGCUCAGAGCGCAUUGACAGACCUGAUCGCUCAGAGAGAAUUGACCGAUCAGACCGUGGAGAGAGAAUUGAUAGGCCAGAUCGCCCAGAAAGAAUUGAGAGGCCAGAUCGCCCAGAAAGAAUUGAGAGGCCAGAUCGCCCAGAAAGAAUUGAGAGGCCAGAUCGCCCAGAAAGAAUUGAGAGGCCAGAUCGCCCAGAAAGAAUUGAGAGGCCAGAUCGCCCAGAAAGAAUUGAGAGGCCAGAUCGCCCAGAAAGAAUUGAGAGGCCAGAUCGCCCAGAAAGAAUUGAGAGGCCAGAUCGCCCAGAAAGAAUUGAGAGGCCAGAUCGCCCGGAAAGAAUUGAGAGGCCAGAUCGGCCGGAAAGAAUUGAGAGGCCAGAUCGUUCAGAACGCAUUGACAGACCUGAGAGAGUGGAACGACCAGAAAGGGUUGAUUCUCGAGGCAGGGAUGAAUUCUAUGAAAGACCAGAUAGAGAUGGGAGGUAUCGUGGCCGAGGCUCCCAAGGAAAUUAUAGGGAUCGGGACCGUGACCGUGACCGUGAUUGCUGGGCACGAACAUCCUACUAUGAAAAGUUUGAGGAACGUCUUGAGCCACGAGACUUGGAUUAUGAUAGACGGCGAAACUUGAAUGGUGAAGAUUGGAACAACCGGGCCAGAGACUUUGAAAGGGAAGGAAGCAAGGGCCGUAAAAUCUUUGAUGAUAGAAAUGACCGCUCUGAAAGGAGCGAGAGCUUUCUUGAGCGCCGUAGUGACAAUAAAAUGGAGUCGUGGGGCCGCUCAUAUGAGGUUGACCCUGUCAUUCCUAAGGAGCCAGAUUAUGAUUCAGGUGAACUCCGCAUGGUGCACAAGGAGUGGGACAAGGAGGUAGAAGCUGCAGAGAAGCAGAUGGAGCUACGUGAUGAAAUGCGAGAUAGGCCACAGCGACCAGACAGCCGAGACAGUCGAGCCAGCAGGGACUCACGCGCUAGCAAGGAUUCCUUUGAGCGAUGCCCCUCAAGUGCACCUGCAAGGGAAAAGAAAUUGGAGAUAACUUCCUGGGCCGAUGCCACCUAUGAGUAUGAUGACUACUACAGAUCAGAAGGCAGGGGGGAAGAAUUAGGUCGAGAACAGACCGUCUUAGAGUCUCCAAAGAAAUUAGAGGUCAAAGAGGAAAAGCCCCCCAAAGGGAACGAAGAGGAAGUAACAAAAGAAGAGAAAGAGGUUCAGAAUGAAGUACUAAAGGAAGGAGCCCGUGCUGCUGCUGCUCAUGCUCCAGCUCCCAUCACCAGGGAGAGACUAGAGGCCUCAGACAAGGAAAAGGAGAUCAGAAAAAACAUGACAACACUCAAAAAAUCUCAGGGGGAACCUGUAAGGAAAAUAGAAGUGAAAGAAGUGGUUCAUCCCAAGGAACAGAGAGACAAUGUUUGGGCGAGCCGUUCAAAAAACGCAGAACGCUCCCGCCCCGAUUCCAGCGGUUUGGCAACAACCACCACCAGCACAGCCGGCAACAACACAACCAAGGCCGUGGAGUCCAACAUAUGGGGCGUGGCCAAACAAACAACCACAAACAGCGAGAGCACCUCCCCAAUCACUACAACAGCCACAACAGUAACUGUGAGUCAGGUCAGCAACACUAUCACCAACACCACCAACACCGGCACCACAGCCACCGAGGGAACAGCACCAACAGUGGCAAGGGUGCCUACUCCUCAAGAGCCAAUUGGCACCAUACAACCAACACCACAGCCGAUGCAACAGCAACCUCAGCCAUUAAUGCAGAUCCAGCACCAGGCACCAAUACAGCAACAGCCACAGCAAAAUCAGAAACCUCAACCGCUGGCCGGGACCAUAGCAGAAACCACCACCACUACAACCACUACUCUGGCACAAGGGUCUUCUCAAACAGCAACCGGCGGAAGAGAGACCACUGAGGGGAAGAGUGGAGAAGUGGCUGAGAGGGAGAGUGCCGAGCGGGGCGGGGGCAGCAAACCAGUGUCGUCUGGAGGUCGUGGCAGCCGUGGAAAUCGCUACGAAUCCUCCCGAAGUGGAGGUCGCAGUGGUGGACCCAGAGGUAGCACGUAUCCUGUUUACCGGGGUGGCCGAGGGAGUCGCAGUGGGGACUUCAACCGCAGAGGUAGAGGACCACCACCAAGAUUCCAAAAGCGCAACUACAGAGGUGACGAGGAAUAUUACUACGAAGACUACCAUCCACGUUCUCACCGUGAACGAAAGGAUGAUUGGAGCAACAGCUGCGAGGGAGACUGGAACAGCCAAGGAGGUGGAGGGAAUACCAACAGCGCCAGCAGCAACCAGAACACCAACAGUGGCUCUGCUCAACCCAACAACCGGGAGGAGAGCGGCGAUGGUGUUGUGAUUGUAGAUGACCAGCCACAGGUUUCUGAACUCAUCGGUGAUAUUCUUGAUUCCAAUGAUGGCUUUCAGCAAGUCACAAGACGCAAGUCUGGCAAGGAAAAGGGCAAGCCAAUGCCCGAAGAAACAGUCUCAGCUGCUGCUGCUACUGCAAUAGUUACAGAAGCAGCAGGAACAACAGGGACAACUACUGUGUCUGGCCCUGCCUCUUCCUCUAAUGCCAAGAAACAACCAAAAGAGAAGAAGAGUCGAUCCAGCAAGUCGAGUGGUUUUGAGCGAUCUCGUCAGAGUAAGCUUCCCCCAAGACUAGCCAAGCAGCGAGAAAAUAAUCGUAUAAAUGCUAUAAAGAAUGCUGGUUCAUGUAGCCCUGUUGAAUCUCCUACCAACACACUCUUCCCAGUAAAAGACUCAGCUUCAUUGCCACCACCAAAGAAUGCCUGGGAUAAACCUUUAACAGCAACACUGAGAGCAAACUCGCCUUCCCAGGCUGCAGCAGGAACAGAUGGAGUCAGCCAGGGUGGGAGCAAGCCACCUUCAUUUGAUAACCAUGACAGUGGUGUUGAAAUCAGUGACCAGCCCAACUCUGGUGGUAGUAGCCAGCGGUCAAGUCCAAGUGAUGACCCAACUAACUUUGCCAAGGUUGAUAAAACUACAUUAGAUGGGACAUCAGUUCCCUCCCAAACCAUCAUUUUUGAGAACACCAACUUCAAGGCUGCAGGAACUGUAAAUGCAACUGUUGGUGCCGAGUAUAAGGCCAAGUUUAGUGAAGCUCCAAAGCCUCAGAGACAACGUGAAAAUAGAGACAGGAAGAGUGCUUCUCCAGAGGCAUCCCUUGCCAUAAAAGAGGAGAAGGAUAAGAAGUCUGAAAAGCCUGAACCAAUUGAAUUGCCACUAAGUUUCUCUACCAAAGUGGAAGAAAAUGGUGCUGAUAUGAAGCUAGACUUUACAUUUGAUUCUGAGCUAGCAGAAGUGCCAGGAUCUGUGAGUACUAAGGGCAUCAGCCUUCCAAGAUCACUGGUGAUGACAUCUGGAAGUAUGCAGAGCCCUAUUUCACCAUCAACAGAUGAUCUCAACUUGAAAAUUGCAUCUGUCAAAAAGGUCUGGGAAACCAUGGCACCUGUGCCAGAACAUGCUGAAGAUGUCACAAGUUCAGUGGCAUUUUCUUCUGCCAGCUUCUCUGCUGUGGAUAGUGUUGCAGGACUUGAUCAUUCACCGGCAUUAGAGUCCUCAUUCACAACAAAGGAUUCAGCAACUGUUGGGAGUUGUGAGGAUCCUUCCCAAGAUGUUGGUGGAUACCAAGGAGGAUCACCACUACAACAGGGAGCAGCUAUGGGCAGUGGAAUGGUCUAUACCUCUUCUGUUGCAGCAUACACAUCAUCAGCAGCAUAUACAUCAUCAGCUGCAGCAUCCUUAGCCAAGGCAGAAGUCAGCCGCUCUGGCAAUGUGUGCAAGGUAAAACCACAGCAACAAGCAGCAAGCAGUUCGGUGUCCCCAGGCCCAGGAGGAUCAUCCUUGGGGAUCCCUAGUGGAUCUUUGUCUCCUCCUCUGGCUUCAGGCUCAGCUGGGCCAUCCAAUAGCAGCAUCUAUCAAGCCUUGGGUGGGGGAGCUGCUACAUUUGGUGGCAUUGGUGGCACCAUUCCCUCACCUCCUAUGAUGUAUAAUUCAAACCAACAGCUGCCACAGACUGGCCUCUACCAGCCAUUUUUGGAUGGCGCUCCUGUGCUAGGACAGAGAGGAGCAUCACAGUUCUCUCAAUAUCCACCUUAUGGUCUUGGCCAAGGUUUGGGAAGCAAUGCAUUUGGUCAGCAGUCCAUGUUCUUGCAAACACCACCACCACUCACAACACCAGCUGAUCUCUAUACAAACAACCUAUCACAAUACCGCUUACAGCCUGCUGGCUUUGGACAGAGUCAACCUCAAAACCAAAAUACCGUGUUGAUAUCUUCAGCUUCAAACUCCCUAAUGUCAUCAGCAGUGAAACCCUCUUCACAAACUUUUGGCAAUUCACAGCAGAAUUUUGGUACCAUUGGGUCUAAGGCUGGGACACCAUUCCAGCAGAGUGGCCUAGGAACUGCUUUGCAAGGUGGUCCUCAGCCCUCGCAAUUGUAUAUAUAUGAUCCCAGUCAGCCCAUGGGUCUCUUAGGAUCCCAGCUGGUCCAGCGACCUGGUGUGCAGAAUUCUGUUAUUCAAACAAUACAGCAGCCAAGUUCUUUCUACUCAAACAAUGGUGCUGGAGCCCCAGGAGGUCCACCAACAGCACCUCCAGCAGGUCCUGGAGGCCCACAGCAGCCAGCAGGAUUCUACACUGCCUCUGGAUCUCCCCUUCAAGCAGCAGUGCAACAACAAGCACAGCCACCUCUACAAACUCCUCCUGCAGCCUAUGGCUUACAAGGCUUUGGUAAUCAGUCUCAACCUGGACCAGCAGGUGUAGGAAUGCAGGGUUUUGGGUCUAGUAUGAGCCUUGCAGCACAGCAACUGGGAGCUCAGCCAUUUCGAGGUGCUCCCACACUUCCUGCAAGCUUCCUCAAGUCGUUGCAACCUGGAGCCAACAUUCAGGAUACUGCCCGCCAGCAGCUCAAGUCCCCAGGAGCUGGGCAGAAUUCCUUUUCAUCAACAUUUUUCCCAACUUCAAGUGGUAUAUCCUCAUCUGUGAACAACAGCUGCAGCACUAGUAGUGCACAUACAGUGUCUGGAGUACCACAAAUAUCUUCACCUAAAACUCAGAGCAGAAAGAUGGCAUCUCAACCUGGGUUGUCACACCAAAGCUCAAAUAGGAAUGCUUCAUAUACAUCUCAGAAUACAACACAGAUGAUGGGUGGAAGUUUAAGGUCUUCAGGCAUGGUGAUGGGUCUGCGUGGCCAGUUGCCCAUGGGCACCCAAACCCUGAGUGGUCCAACUCCUGGAAUGGCCUCUAACUCGCGCUAUCCAAAUCCUGGCCCCAUUCAGCGGCCACCAGCAGCCCAGGGCUCUGGCAGCAGUGGCAGUCAUCGUGGUGGCCGUGGCCAGUCACAAGGCCAGCAACAGCAGUCCCAGCAGAGGAGCUCCAACCCCCCCAGCUCAGCCCAACAGGCCAAGUUGAGGGCAGAUGCGUUAAGCACCACCCAGGCGUUCUUCAAUCGGGAAGCUGGAAAAUCAGAGAAGAAAGGAGAAGACAAGCAAGUAGAGUCCAUUUCAUCCACCAAGGAGGAGCUCUCAGUUGACAAGGUGUCAGCUACACCCUCCACAGCAGCUGAUGGCCAGCCAAAAUGAAGCCUCAUGUGAUUGCGGAGGCUUCUGUGAAAAACGAAGCGAGGCAUUUAGCUGUCCUAAAGUGCAGGUGGUAUUCAAUGGACCGUGUAUCAUGAUGGUGACGAAGUUGGAAUUUAUUUUUUCUUCCUUAUUUUAAAAGAUCAUGUUUUAAUCAUCCAUAAAGUUAUUCUUUCUUUUUUUUUAUUGCCAUUAUUUUUUCUUAAGACGAGAAAGUUCUUAUCUUUGGAAGAAGAUUUAUAUCAGUAAUGAAAAAAAAAAAAAUCGUAAAUAAAAUGAUAAACCCAGUGGUGAGGCAAGAUUUGCUGUGGUUGAACAAUUUGAAUUUGUGGUUUAUUUCUCUAUUGAAAGGCAAAGUGCGUAAUGUUGAGUGAACUUUAUUUUCCUCUAUUUGAAAAGCUUUCAACGCUGUGCUAGAAACAUAGACAUGAUUGAUGCUAUGGUUUCUUUUAGAAGUGUUAAAUGCAUAUGGACGGUGCAUAUGUUACUCUUGGUUGAUUUUUGUAUCUUGUCAGUUAAGUAAGGACUCAGUGGUACUGGGAAGGGCACCUGUGCUUGUUUAUUUAAUACAAGAAGAUACUACUCCACUAAAGGAAAGUAAGUGUGUAAUGCACAUGAGUCUCUCUUCUAGUUGUUAAAUGAUUUCUUUUGGUUUACUGGCUCAGGAUUGAUGGUUCCUGUAGCUACUACAGAGUAGGGUUAGAAAUGAGCUUUUUAAGAAAAGGAGGGUGUUACCCUUUGGAAGAUAUCCCUCUUGUGAAAAUGCUAUAGAAAGUAAUGCUGAUCACUAUAUAAGAACAUUUUUGAAGCCUAAGACAUUAUUACUGGCAUUUACAUAAGAAACAGGUUUACAUUGACAAUGUAAAGAGCGUGACCAAAGUGCAAGAGGCGUUUAAUGAUGGGUGAACCCUGCCAAUCUUACACCAUAGAGAAGAGAGUAAUGACCAGGCCAUGGGUAACCCGUGACGCUGUCUUGCCUGCUGGCCAUGGCGCCAACUUGCUGCUGAGGAACCUGGGGAAACUGGGGCCAUUGCUAAUGUUAUGGGACACAUGGCGACAGAAUACACACCCAUUACCUGUUCCCUUGUAAUUUUCAGGGAAACGGUUAGGCACCCCUGGCCACCAUGCUCUACUGUCACUGCCCCUGAUGGUAUGCUGUCUGGCUAGCUGAGGUUCCAAUAUGUUAUUGUAACUUGUGGCAUUUUACCAUGUGUAUGACUUGAUAUCGUUCCCUCAUUGUUACGCUGUUGAAAAGCGCACUGUAUGGGCAACUCUGGGAAGGCUUCGUGUUGCUUCACGUGGCAGUGGCAGCUAGUGGGUGUGGCAAGAAUUACAAUAUUGGCUGCGGCCUACCCAACCAACCACACCUGCAUACCACCCACGUGGCACGCCUACGUCACAGUCUUUUAAUUUUAAUUGGCCCCACACUAUUGAAUGGAUGGGACUCUUUUAGACCCCUCAGCUUUUAUACUGAUCCAGAGCGAGUGAGGGGCCUCGCCCCCUCCUCAACACUCUUAGCAGCAAGUUCAACACACCUUGUGUAGUUGUCUUAUUGCAAUAAACUCAAUGUCUCCUG